Messenger RNA from Leptopilina boulardi, 407 nucleotides. RefSeq names its product DNA-directed RNA polymerases I, II, and III subunit RPABC4 (gene Rpb12). Gene Ontology annotation, biological process: DNA-templated transcription. Gene Ontology annotation, cellular component: RNA polymerase II, core complex; RNA polymerase I complex; RNA polymerase III complex. NCBI's taxonomy places the organism in Eukaryota, Metazoa, Arthropoda, Insecta, Hymenoptera, Figitidae. Bases 106 to 285 code for a protein of 59 amino acids. Gene Ontology annotation, molecular function: zinc ion binding; DNA binding; DNA-directed RNA polymerase activity. The transcript has 3 exons. The record is from RefSeq and is a predicted model, not a curated record.
AAUCAGAUCAAAGCAGCAUGGAAAUUGUUUUGUAUUGUCAAAGUAUAUACACAGCUCUUUAAAACGUGACUAAAAAAUAAUUAUUUCAAGUUAAUAACAUUAAAAAUGGAAGCUUCAACAAGUAAAUCGGAAUCUACUCCAAAACAAACGAUGGUUUACGUUUGUGGCGAAUGUCAUCGUGACAAUGAAAUUAGGCCUCGAGAUGCUAUUCGUUGCAGAGAAUGCGGCUACCGUAUAAUGUACAAAAAACGUUCAAAACGAUUUGUUGUAUUUGAUGCUCGCUGACAAUGUACCAUAAGAUAUCUACGGUAAGGACUCAACUAUAACUAGGAAUACUAUAAAUAUAUGUAAAUCUUCUCACCAAUAUAUAAAUAUUUUCAAAUAUAUUAUUGAUUAUUUUAACUAAA